UUAUCUUGAAAUUGUCAUUGCAAAUCUUUUCUUUACCAUUCUUCAGUUGUCAACAAUUUCCUCCCUACACCUACCGGCAUUUCUGAAAAUAAUAGCUUCAAUUAGCACGUCUCCCUUCAUCUCCAAGUGUUAGUGUUAUUAUAGGUUUUCAAUCAUUUGUUGCUAUUACAACUAGUGGAAAUCCUCAGCUGUUUGGUUCGGAUAGGAUUGUGGCUCUGGUAAAGUUCAUUUGGGGAUGGCGUCUGAGUCUGAAUAUCUAUCAGCAGAAGUGUUAAAUGCAGAUGAUAACCACAAUGAAAGCAAGAAAAAGUUGGAUUAUACACCCAAACUAAAGUGGCCAGACUUGAUAGCUCAAAUUUUUAUACAUGGAGGUGCCUUGUAUGGAUUAUACCUGACGAUGACUGCUGCAAAAAUAGCAACUACUCUGUGGGCUCUCGGAAUGAUCUACCUCUCAGGGUUUGGAAUUACUGCAGGUGUGCAUCGGCUGUGGUCACACCGGGCAUACAAAGCCAAGUGGCCGCUACGCCUUCUUUUAGCAUUUCUCUUUACAAUCUCAGGGCAGCGGCACAUAUACGCAUGGGCAUUAGAUCACCGGGUUCAUCAUAAAUACAGUGAGUCAGACUCAGAUCCUCAUGAUGCAAGGAGAGGAUUCUGGUUUGCCCAUGUUGGAUGGUUGUUCCUGACACCUCAUCCUUCAGUGGAGGCCCGAAGGAAGGCGAUUGAUAUGACUGACCUUGAAAAUGACCCUAUUGUCUACUGGCAAAGAGAAAUGUACAUACCUCUGUUUGCUCUCCUAUGCAUUGGACUCCCAGUUUUUGUUCCUUGGUACUAUUUUGAUGAAUCUCUUUGGAUCUCCUUCUUUGUCUGUUUCAACCUAAGGUUUUCGGCAACAUUGAACCUUGCUUUUUCUGUUAAUAGUUUCGCUCAUAUGUAUGGAUUUAAGCCCUAUGACAAAAACAUCAUGCCAACAGAAAACAUCUUUGUGAGUUUAACAGCCCUAGGAGAGGGCUGGCAUAACUACCAUCAUGUGUUUCCUCAAGACUAUAAGACAGGAGAGUUUGGUACGUAUGGAAUGAAUUUUACUACAGCGUUUAUCGAUGCUUUUGCCUAUCUAGGACAAGCUUAUGACCUAAAAGCUGUCGAUCCCGCAUUGAUCAAGAAAAGAGCUGCUCGUUCAGGAGAUGUAUCGUGUAAGGUGUCAACUGAAUAAAAGCAGUUUGGGUAGUUUAUACUCACUCCAUAUCUUGUCCCAGUCCUGCCGCAAGUCCAACUUGUUUUAAUAAAGCAACUUCAUGAUUGGGACAACAAAAUAAGUUUAUCAUGUAUGAAAAUAACUGAGAGUGGUAUUUGUGUCUUGCUUUGAAGCCUAACUGAGACUUCUUGUGCCUGUACUUUAUUUAUUGUUAGUCUUUGAGAAUUCACUAAUUUUACAAGCCAUUUUGCAUUCAAUGCCUUUAUACCAAUGAAUAGCGUAGCUUUUGAUAAUUUUCUCUACAGUAUUACUUUUUUUGACUGAUGAUAAAGUUUAACUUUCGUUUAGGUUUUCGAAUUUAUUGAAUUUUUAAAUUUUAAAGACUCGUUAAUGUUGUAGUAGAAUUUAUUGUUAGCCAGGUCUCAGCUGUCGGUAGAUAGUGAUCAAAUCAAUGAAUCCCUCUGUUUGUGUUUCUUUGCUAUCUAAAUUAUUUGCAAGUGUGACCAGUUUUUAUAUGAGCCUUAGUAACAUUUUUCAACAGACAUCAUUUCAAGCUCAAUGGAAAUAGUAUACCUAGUCUCAAUUUAAGCACAAUUUAAGCCCAACCUUAAAAUCUAAUGUAGGUAAUCCUUCCUUCUUUUUUUCCUUUUUUUCAUUUUAACUCUAUUUUACAUUCCCCAAUUUCAAUCCCUGAUUCUUUUUCUCUUCAAUUCUUUGGUAUGAUGGUAUGAAACCCUACACAACCCUUAAUCCUCCAGGGACAAGCCACAAAAAUUCAUCUUAUAAGGUCCAUCGAGAUCAAAUUAACAUCAGUUGCAAGCAGUAUCAACAACGUCUAAUACCUAGGUACCUAUUGAAAAAUAUGACAAGUCAUAAAUUUUAUUUUUAUAGAAUAUGAGCAUUAUACCCAACCGAAUGCUUUUGUAUAGAAUUUGAAAAUACUGCUGUCAAGAUCCUAAUAUCUGUUUACAAUGAUUCCAUGAUCCAAUGAUCUUCCACCAUUUCAAAUGCCUUUUCCAAUUAAUAGCUUCAAAAUUGAAAGAGGCUUGAUUUUGUUAAAUGAGAUGAAAUGAGAAGUUUUUGAAACUGUGUUCCAUUUGGAAAAUGGAGAAAGAAUCUAGCGGUUGGCAUGUAACCUUGAUGAAAACUGGUCAUUCUUGUUCAACUCAAAUCUCAAGAUGAAGGCGAUAGCCUCUUCUCUAUUCUUGGAUUUGCUUAACCUUCUCAUACAGUUGUGUUUCCUCGUUUGAAAGUUAUACUGCUGAGCUGAGGGAAUAUUUAGUAAGUCAAUUAUAAUGUUUUAUUUUUUACAAACUAAUCUCCAAGAGAAUGUACGUGUUUUUUUCAUGCAGUUGUAAUUAUUAAUCUUCAUGUAAUUUAUCAGUUAAAGAUCAUACUGAAAUUAUUCCUGGAGGGGUGCAGAAAGUUUGAGGCCUCCCCCCAAAUUUAAUCGGUUUUCUCCUAUUUUUAACGAAAAUUCAAGAUCGCUCUCCCUGAAAAUGGAAAAAAAAAAAAAAAAAAAAAAAAAAAAUUACCCAAAAGUCAAACUUUUUUACUGGUUAAAUGCUGCAUUUUGCAUGGGGUUUCUCUGUAUCCCCCAUUUUAUGCCACAGACACACAAACAACUGGGCCGGUUGAGUUGUCGGAAAUUUUCUGCUCCCCUGUAUUUCUGGGAACAAUUCUCUUGGACUAUCUCCCUUCAAAAUAUUUUGUUUCAAAAAAACCAAAAAGUGCAAUUCUGUGACUACUUUUUUCUUGGAGUAGCACUGCAACCCAGCCUUUAACUAGACUAUGAAAAAUUAGAAAAUAAUAACCGAUCUGAAGAUUGAAGGUACAAAACAUAGCUGGUGUCCCCAAAUCUACUGAGUGAGGUUCUCUUUGUUAGAAUUUGUAUCUUAUUAACUUUAUGGGCCAAAUGCCUGAAGACAUUUCUUUUAGCCGUGAUAGUAUGCAAAAGUAUCAUAAUUUUUAUCACCACGGAAGUUUAAUUUUCAGGAUUUUUUCUUGAAAUUGAAAAAGAUAUUUCAGCACAGUGUCACGCAUCUCCACUUGGUCCUGUUUAUAAGCUUAAUUGUGCUUCUGAUGUCAAUACUACAGUUUGCUUUUGUUUUUCUGGGCUCCAUCAAUUUUCUACCUCAAAGCUUGUGCUAAUUUUUUUUAUCUUCUAAUUGAUGCAAUUUUAUUGUGUACAGCUUAAUUUCAAUUCCGUAUCAACUAUUUUUGGCUUAAUGAACUAAGUCUUUGUAUUCCUUAGCAAAUUGUAUAUCAAUGGUACAACUGCAGAAGUGCAUAUCUUGGAAAACAUAAUUUUUCAGGAGAGCAAAAAAAAUAGUCAGAAAUACAGCAAAAUACCUAUCGAGAUUUGUAUUUUCAGCCCUAAUCUGACACUAUCCCAAAAUACGCGAAUUUAGCUUUAAGGUUCUGAGCCAGUUUUUCAAAUAUGUAAUUCAAUCAAAUCAGGUACAGACAAAGAGUGUGGAAGAACAUAGUGAUUAAUCUAACCUAGUAGUAGCAUCUGUGAAUUCAAAAAAAUUCCUAAUUGCGAUUUUAAGCUCUAAUUCUGGCUAAUUGAUCAAAAAGCAUUUUUUAGCUGCACGUUGCGCUACAGUGCUACGUGCUACAGAGGUAACAUCAAAUGACUCGGCUCUGUUUUUGAUUUUUCUACGAACACUGCAAUUUUCUAUGCAGAUAGUAGAAUCACACAGGAGCUGUAAUGAGAUGUACCUUUUGGGAAGUAGUGGCAAGCUGCGCACGGUAAUUGAAUCACAUUCUUGUAUAACUUUCCAAUUUUUAUAGAAAAAUAUCCAGAUGGUAGACGAAAGACAUCUUCUGCAGCUCAUUAUGCUCCCAACUGAAAACUGUUAAAAGCAAGGUACGUUCUUUUGCAGUUUCACCAUCGACAUUGGAAUCGUACUUAUGUUUUGAUAAAAUAAUUUCUCUGUGCUGUUGCUGCCUUUUUUAUUUCUUAGCAUCUGGUUUUUCAGUCACUUAUAAAUAGAUCUCUGAACAGUCAAAUUCUCAUAAGAAAAUAAUACCUGUGUCCAUAUAAAACUGAGAUGCUGGAUGCAGCGAUAAUUUUAAUUUCCUGUCUCCGUCCAGUGCAUUUGCCAAAAAAAAUGUGUAUUUGCAGAUGAGAAAAUCUGUUCUAUUGUAUAUUACUUAUACCUAUAAAAACCAAAGAUUUUUGCCAAUCAUAGGUUUUCAAAAUUACUUGGAAAAACCGAUUAUAUUUGUAUUUACUAUAUUUUGUGAAGCUUACUUUUUUCAGUUUUUAAUCAAAACUGAGGAAUAACAUGAAAUAAAUAAUUAUAUUAAUGAAAGGACCAAUAGCAAAUUAAAUUAAUAUUUUGUACCUAAUGAUUAGCUUACAUUGUUUUUUGGGGUCAUCCACCCCCUCUGUAUCAGUGAUGAAAUAGGUUGCAUGUAGAUCUGAGACUGAUGAGCGCUAUGUAAUCAAUAGUAUAAUUUUUUAAUUUAAAAAAAUGGGAGUUGGGCAUGAAAUCACAUCACCAAUAUGGAAUGCUUGAUUCACUUUACAUCGCACUGAUUACUACAAGUUUGUGUUAUUGCCCACUAAAAAUUCAUAUUUUUUUCAAUAUGGGCUUGAACAAAAAAUUGUUUAGUUUUUUUUCAAAAACACCUGAAUUAUCCAACACACACUGGGUGGAUGACCUUCAUUUUUAUUUGCAAAUUGUGAUACAGAUUCAUUUCUUUUACAAGCUUCAUACUAUUUUUUUUCUGUGUGUGUAUGCAAAAAUGGUACAAAAUGAUCGUAGCUAAAUAUAUUUUAUUGUACUAAUUUUCAUGUUUUGAAAUCCUCUUCAGUUCCAAUUGCUGAGUGUUGAUUUUCUCUUUUUAUUCUUCGAAAGUAUACUUUAAGCAGUUUAAGGAAAUGUACAAAAUAUAAGACUGGAAGUGUACUGGGACCCAAUCAAAUUGAAAACCACCUUCUUUUGUGGUGGUAGGUUAGGUUUGAAUCCAACACAAAUGGUAAUAUUGUAACUGGUUCUUCUUUAAUUCUUUUGAAAUUAACUUCAUGCUUGGCAGUGAGUAAAAUUUCACUUCGUUGACUCAGUUUUCUGCAAACACUCAUGAGCAAAGUCCUAUUCUUUCCCUCAUUUUUUGCAGUUUUUCUAGCUAUUUUAUGGCAGCAUAUUUGAGGGAUGAAGACUCAUAAUUGAUACUAUAAGUAUAAUAACUCAUAUUUUUUUGUUAUGUUCCUGUUUUGGCAAUCUAUGAACCAACUUUGCUGAAAUGAAUAUUCAUUUUAUGAGCCUGCAUAGAGUUAAAUUCUGGUCAAUAAACCGAAGAGGCAAAGGUUUCAAAAUAUCCACUUUACCUCUCUCUUUUUAGAAGUAUUCUUUAUUCGAUCAGAUGAGAUUUGGCCUGAAGUAUCUCUCUGGUCACAGACAAAAAUGCCUAUUUUCAGUCAUAACCAAUGGAACUUGUUCCUGCAAAACAGGGAAACUUAUUACCAAAGGAAAACACUUCUCCAUAGUAAAUUUCCUCUUUGUAAUGAGUACUUCUGUCGUACCAAAACAAGCAAACGCUGUGACAUAAUGUCAACUUUAUCUUUGUUUCCAUUAUCAUUUAUCUCAAAAAUCGGAAGUAGUUGCUUUCCAGCCAUUUUUUAUGAAUUACAGGCUCACUAUUCCCAAUUUUCUAUAAAGAAACAUUCAAGCAUCACCAUCAUAUAUUUUAUAGUUACUAAUGCAAAAGGGUGUGCUGCAUAGCUUGCCUCAAUAAGUGGAGCAAUCAGUACUAAACACUCGUUUUGUUAAAGUUUAAGAGAAGUUUUCUUCAUAGAAUAUUCUAAUUUUCUUUUGAGGUAUCAAAUCACAUGUUUUAGCUGAGUAGGUGAACCUAAAUCCAUUUUUUUAUUUUCUCGGAUAAAAACUGAACUAACCCUAAUUCCGAAGUAAAAGAUGAAACCUAAUAAUUUGAUCUUAAUUUUUUUCCCUCUAAAAUCUGUAUGCCUUUCGAGUUUUACUUCCUUGUUGUCUGUUUCCUAAUUUAUUUGUAUACCUACUUAUUUAUUUAUUUAUUUAUCUAUGUUUUGGUUCAUCGGCUGAUUUACUUAGAUUAUUAUUACUUGUCUUUGUUAUUUUAUUCUGUUCAAUGAAUUGCAGAUUUAUCAGUGUUAACUCCUAGUUCAAAUAUUUUUCAACGUUAGAUUCCUAUCUUGUUUUAAAUGUUCCUUUUGCUUUUAUUCUCUAAUUUUACUCUAACUAACUCUUAUUUUGUCAGGAAUCCUAUUAACUUUUUUCUUUUUCGCCUCCAGUGUUAAUUUUUCACCUUUAAAUUGCUUGUAAAUCUAACGACUUUAAUAUCAGUAAGAUCCAUCCUUGUAAACCAGCUUUGGAUUUCCUUUCUUGAAACUUUAAUUGAUGAAAGAAAGAUAUAGACUUAAAAUAUGUAUCUUUACAGUGUCCUGAAGGGCUCAUUGAUAAAAGAAUAUCAUUCACCAAUAGGUAGUAUAUUUCGCAUGAACAUAGUAAUUUUGCUUAGCUGCCUCAAUCAAAAUUAUGAAAGAAAUUUUUUGAUCAGAGGUUUGUAAUCUAAAAUUAUUAGAGUCAUUUAUAGAGCCAAAUAAGUUUACACAGUUAUAGACUGAGACAGAGGAUCUGCCAUCUUGAUUUUUUUUUAUUUAUCUUCAAUGCUAAAAUGAACUCGGCAGGUGUUCUAUCACUCUGAAAAUGCAUGAACUAAUUUGCCAUACAUUGCAUGAAAUAAAGAAAUGUAAUUAUCGCCCAUGUGUUCUGGACCAUUUCUUUUCUAACGUUACCAACAAAAGAUCUGUGCAUCCAGUUAAAUACAUAUUGUCUACUCCAUAGAAGUAAAUGUGACUUAAUAUAUCAAGCUUCUUAGGGUUUUUUUUUUUACAGAUUUCUCGCGAAAGAAGCCCAUUUUUUCAAGUGCAAUACUCCUAUGUAAUUAAUUGAAUUCUGCAAUACUUAUACCAGCCUAUGAUUUGUAUAAAUUUGAUGUAGGUUCAGUAUUCGAGGUUUUUAAUCCUCAAAAAAAUGUAGGUAUUCAUGCCCUCAAAUAUAUACCUCUCUGAAUAUUUAUGGCUCUGAUGAAAUUCUUAUCUCAUCCCUGUACUCUUUAUCUCUCGGACUUUAAAAAUUUGCAGAUUCAAUGUUUAAAGUACAAUUUUGGUUUCAGUCUCCCUUUGUAAUCUCGUCUUGAAUUAGUCAUCAACUUCCAUGCUUAGUUUCUACCUACUCAUUUUGUUAUUAAGACAGACAACCUAGUUGAUGUAGAUCAAAGAAAUUGACUGGAAGAGAACCACAUAGUGUUUCUUUUAGUUAAUAAUAUAUUUUUGUAUUCGUCUACAGAUUUAUUCAAAUUUCUUUUUUCUGUUUUUUUUUUUCUUUCAAUCAGAUGCAAUUUUUUAAUAUUUUAAUCAUUUUUCCACUGUUCAGAGCUAUUAUUAAUGGUUCUAAUUGCAGAGGUAAUGAAACACUUUCAUCAUUUCAGUUGUGUUCAUUAGAAAAUUUUAUGUUGACCUUGCUUUGAAUGUCCGUUUUCACCUUCAGCACACCUCCCCCUCUUUUGUGAGCGUAUGCACGUGUUUCUCAUGAGAGCGUUUGAUCAUGCAGCCUUCUUGAUAACUAGAUGAUUGAAGGAAUUAGGGCACUCUUUUUCUAGAUGUGCACUGACUAGAUGUUUUUAUCUUAUAUUUGUCCUGCUACUGUUACCCUACUAAAUUUUCAGUUCAAACAAAUCAAUUCAUUUCUUUUAGUUUAUUUCAUUUAUCAUCAUAAUUUUGUAAUCUUUUUCUUUACACUUGGUACGGAUUUAUAGACGGGAACUGUAAAUAGAGUUUCCGACUCCAUCUUCCCUUUUCUGCUCAGUAAUUAAGACAUAUUUUACAUAUUAUUCUUGAAUUGGUUCACUGAUCACAGAGUUGAGGUUCACCACAUGCUAAAUGCUCUUUUCAUAAGAAAAAGAAAUAGAUGAAUUGGGUUUUGUGUUUAAUGCAUUUUAUCAGGAUACGCUAGGACUCUACUUAUUCAUCUUUUUAUUUUCUACUUUUUUACCAUACCACAUGCUGUAAACAUACUUUACUGACAAGUGCAUCGGUGACUAUACUGACGGACAAAUUCUCCAAAAAAAACUCAGGAUUUUUUAAAAUUGCAUUUGCUUUAUUUUUGUGCAACCAUCCACAGGUACUUGUUUAUUGCACUCACUACCUCCAUGUAAUGUGUAUUUGUUAUAUUUCCUCUCAUGCAAAAGUAUCUGGAAAGCCUUUUCUCCUUUUGUCAAUCAUCAGGAUAUUGAUGUCAAGAUUCUAUUAGCCAAAGGAUAUUCUUGAUCCCAUCUUCAAACUAGAAUUAUAAAUUCUCCUUGCUGGAAAAAUCAGAAUAGUUAAUUAAGUACUUCAAGUUUUUUUUUCUUCUUUUUUUAACCUUCAUCCCACCUUGAUGCGUGGAACAAGUCGAAUUUUGAAAAUUAUACAGUCAAUGAAACUUCUAAAUAAUAAUUGUGUAGGCAUUUUGAAAGAAAAAUAUAAAAUGCAUAGUACCUGUAUCAAUGUGAAACGGAAUUUUUCUUUUUUCCAGUGAAAACUGGCUUUUGACCAAGGGGAUGAGAUUUUAAACGACCAUUAAUAAUGUUUAGCAUAUUAUUUGUUGCCUUAUUUUUUGCUAAUAAAUUGUGAUUAUUUAAUUUUAAACCUCGCUUAAAAUGAGAUAUGCGUUGUCUACUUAAAAAAUGUUAUACUGAAAUUGAUGAUGGUGCACUCCUACCAUGUAAGCAGCAUAGAUGCUUUGUAUAUCUCUAUGCUCGGUUGAUCACCUUCAGAUUCCAUGUCUUUCCUUUUAUUAAAAUGGAGGAAUUGUUCUUGAACUUCUUUUCAUGUGGUAGUUACAGAUUCCGUCUAUGAUUUUUUGGAACUACUUUUCAUAUAGAUUGUAUUGGGAUGGGACCCUUGUCAGUUUGUAGUCUUAUAAUAAAUUAUUCUGAAGUAAAGUUCAAAAUUUAAAAAUCCUCUUGUUUUAUGAAACCUCUAUGGCCAUAAUGUAUAACAAACUGUACAUAUGUUACAAUAAAAACUCAGAUCAGUUAAUUCUAAAAUUCAUCAGUCAAAACUAACUUUUACGAAAGAGGUUUGUGGAAACUAGCCUUUGAUCAGAGAAUUCUAGAACCAACUAAUUCGUGGUUUUAACAUAUCUAAAUGCACUGAAAAAAAUAGAUGUUUUUUUUAACUCUUACUUUUAAAAUUAUAUUAUUAAAAUACAAAUGGUGUACAUUUUGCAACAAGGAACUACUAUUUCUGGCUCAUUUUAAAAACAUCACAUGUGCUGUUAGUUUCCCUGUGCAGAUGGAUGCUUCUAUGGAUGAGCCUGAUAGUACGUACUCUCUAAUUGCAAAAUAUGACCAAAAUAUUUUGGUAUUCAGUAGGUAGUGGUGAACACAAAAGGGCACAUUCAAGAGGAAUAAAUGUCAUUUGACAGUAAAAAAAAAGUCACUGAUUGCCACCCUUUUAAAUUUUGAGGAGUUCUUGGAGCAAAUUCUCCCUAGCCUCGCUCGAGUGUGUCUUUUUUCAAGUUCCCAGGGUACCUAGUUAAAGGUCAAAUAUUAAACUUAUGAAGUGUGUUUGCAUUUUCACUUUAGAUUGUGAGGGAAUUAAUAGUUCACCUAACAGAGGCUCCAUCAGCGUUUUGGUGCCUGUAAUGUCUUGAAAAUAAGUUGAAAUUAAUUUAAAAGCAUUCUGAAUAUUUGGGUACUACAUGCUGAUACGUAGGUAAGGACAGAGUCUAUCCUUAUCUCUGACACACUCAGAUAUCGUUUACGGACCAAAGAUAUUUUUUGUUUUUUUUUUUUUUUUUGUUUUGAGACUUUUAGAUAAUUAAGUGUAAAUGACCCAAAUAUUCUUGGACGAUUAAUAUUCAUUUCAAGCCUAAAGUACCUACUUUUGUACAUACCUACUUAAGCUAUGUUCUGGUAUUGGCUUUUUACUUAUUCUAAGUUGCAAGGAGUCAGCUGAAUGAAGAAAUAAUGUUUUAGAUGUAGGAAAUUUCUUUUACCUUUUACUUUGUUAAUUUUCAUUUUACGUCCCAUGUAUACCUGCAUGUGAGCCAUGUUUUGAUCUUUACUUCUUUCUUAACUUAAGUUCUGGACGUAAGUUAACGUAAGUUCUGGACUUAGGUCCCAACUAGAUGAAGAGAUUUUGUUUGUAUACCUGAAAUAUUAUUUACUUUUGAAUUGCCUGAAGUCAUUGAACAGUUUCAGAUUAGCUAACAAACAUUUGAUGUAAAAUGCUCUUUUCCGGAAUCACUCUGCAUGAAUCAUUUGUAUUCACUUGUGAUUUUAUUUUACAAGGGUGGAUUUUUAAGUAAGUUUAUCCUCCCUUUUUUGUUCUCUAAAACUACCAGCGUCAGGGGAAAAAAGAAGAAGAAAAAAACCCUGACAAACCAGCAUCCAAGUAAACAAAUUCUCAGCUUCAUAAUGAGCUAUUCAUUUUGAAAUGGGUUCAGAAGGCUUGCAAGGAAUCACACACAGGACCCACAUUAUCUAAAGCAUACAUUUCUUAUUCUGCAUUCAUUUAUCUUGAAAGGAUGCGCAUUAGGUACAAGGUGAGGUCAGCACAAAGGAUUUCAUAGGGUUCUUCUCAAAUCUAUGAAGGCAUGGAACGCAAUGGAUAGCGUCAGCAGACUGAGAUAAAAUAGUAUGACACCUUUCCUUGCAUUCCAUCGCAAUCCUGUGUGGUUUGGAUAAAGACAAACCUUUUUUUGACUUCCUAACACGGUUCCGGAGAGGGAGAUUUUCAAAACUUUAGCUUGUUAGAGUACUGCAUAAUAUGCCCUUUCUAACAAAGCUAAUUUUGCUCCUAUCAUCCAUAUUUUAUUAGAUAUCUGUAAUCCGAAAAAUAGACUUAUUUGGAGAUAAGGUGGGUGUAAAAAAGCUGUUUAGUUCCACGAUUUGUUCUGUCUAUGUAUGGACAGGACAUAUCUUUUCCUCACUUAAUUGGUGUGCCCAUUUAAUUCUUGUUACAAUUAAUCCUACAUAAAAUGGAACUUGAGCAUCUGAUUUAAUUUUAGUCAUCAAAGAUCAAAUACUUUAUUUUUUCAUGUUACAAGAAAAUAGUAACUUACUUAGUGUCACUUUGAAAGAAUAUUUGCGAAGGGAAGAACCUCCCUUCCUUUAUGAUCUGUUUUUCCAGUUCCUCCUCAUGUAUUAGGUAUCAAUAAUACCUUACUACUUUUUUGUACAAAAUAAUGAGUGUAGUAAUUAAUAUAUAUAUUUGAAUUAUUAUUAUCAAGUCCACUUUAUGAGCUUUUUUGUCUUUGAAAUGUUUGCAUUUUUGGGUGUUCAAUCCCUGAUUUGAAGCUUAGCCUUUAUAUGGUUUGUUAAUCACUACUUAACUGUUAUACGUUGUCUUUCGUAAGUCUUAGUUUUUUUAACAAAAACUAUCCUGAAUUGUAUUGUCACUUAAAAUGUGUAUGGUUUGUUAUUUCAUAAGUAUAACUUCUAUCUGUGUUAUUCACACUAUUGAUUUGGGUUACACAUUUUUGUUAACUAUUUAUUUUAUGUACGUCAGUCUAACAAAUAAAGUAUUGAGGCCGAA
Messenger RNA from Bemisia tabaci, 11765 nucleotides. Its product is annotated as acyl-CoA Delta-9 desaturase. The record is from RefSeq and is a predicted model, not a curated record. Gene Ontology annotation, cellular component: endoplasmic reticulum membrane. Gene Ontology annotation, biological process: unsaturated fatty acid biosynthetic process. NCBI's taxonomy places the organism in Eukaryota, Metazoa, Arthropoda, Insecta, Hemiptera, Aleyrodidae. Gene Ontology annotation, molecular function: stearoyl-CoA 9-desaturase activity; iron ion binding.